Molecule: messenger RNA, 4357 nt
Organism: Homarus americanus (American lobster)
Lineage: Eukaryota; Metazoa; Arthropoda; Malacostraca; Decapoda; Nephropidae
Product: protein sprouty homolog 2-like
Exons: 2
Coding region: 235-1125 (296 amino acids)
Biological process (GO): negative regulation of MAP kinase activity; negative regulation of fibroblast growth factor receptor signaling pathway; animal organ development
Cellular component (GO): membrane; cytosol
Source: RefSeq, a predicted model, not a curated record
GGUUGGGCUGCCUGACGCGGCUGAGGGUCCAUAUUUGGUCCAACUGUGAGAGGGUGAACACUCCUGCCGUGCGCUCCUAAGGAUUAUAUCGACAUUUGGAUUAUCAAAAACCUCAUCUUCUUUGCUCUGCUGUAUUCUCGUUGAUUUUGGAUUUACCUACUGAUGAGAAUUUGUGGGAAUAGAGUGUUGUGGAGCGGCGGCUGAGGACAGGAUGGCAGCCGCGUGUGCCCGGUGAUGUCGCAGGAUGGCCGCAGCCAAGGCGGGGGCGGCGCGGGCGGCUGUGGGGGGUCGGGCGCCGCCAGCAGCCCCCAGGGAAGUCCCAUCACCCUGUCCGUGCCCCGCCCAGACCACCAGCGCACCACCAACCUCUACGUGGACACUCCCUUCAAGCACCGCGUGGCACCCCGGACUCGCCCAGCUCAUCACCACGCCUCCACCACCUCCCGCACCCACGCGGACCUCGCCCUCGUGCACGGCGCCCCUGCCCGCACCAGCGGUAAGAGGUCCGCCAAGCUCACGUCCGCACACUCUAGCGUGACCGCGGCGCCCGUCAAGGGCAGCACUAGCAGCAGCACCUCGCUGCAGCAUCAGCAGGCCGGCAGCCGCACCCCAGUCAUCAGUAAACAGCCGGCCGCCAUCACCUUCACUAAGGGCGGACGGGAGGAGGGUGACGGGGAGUCUAUCAUCUGCUCGUGGUGUGGGCGGUGCCGCUGUGAAGCGUGCACCAAGCCACGCCCGCCGCCCGCAGCCUGGCUCUGCCGCAACAAGUGCCUCUGCUCUCCCGCAGCCGCCGUCGACUACGCGUCGUGCUUGUGCUGCGUCAAGGGUGUCCUGUACCACUGCGGCAAAGAUGGCGAGGCCGGCCUUGCCGCAGCCGCAGACCAUCCCUGCUCGUGCAGGGGACCGCAUGCGGUGCUGGGGUGGACGUGCCUGGCCCUGGCGUCCAUCCCGCUGCCGUGUCUGCUCUGUUACUGGCCACUGACGGGGGCGCGGCGCCUGCUGGAGAUGACCUACCAGCGGUGCACCAGUCACGGGUGUCGCUGCCCCCAGGGGCGCGGCUCCCGCCUCCAGCCGCCGCCACCACCGCCUCCUCCGGAGAAGCGGCCGCUGCACGACUGUGCGUGAGACGUCGAGUGCCGCAGGGCCGCCCACCACCCAGGACAGGCGGCCCAGGUCACCCUCUCAAGCUUUAAUACCCCGGGCCAGGUGGCCGGCCGGCCCGCGCCGCCCCCAUGCCCGCUACAAGAAGAGCGGCCUCGGGGGCGCGUCGCAGGUGCUGGUAGCGUGGGCGUGCGUUCCCCCCCUAGUCACGGGCGCGCCCGCGGCUCACCAGCAGGCGGCGGCGGGCACAUUCAGGGAUCAAGGCCGCGCCCACCGGCCAGCGGGCGGCAGGCGCGGGGGGCGCCACCACCACACAUCAUUAUUAAUUUAUUCAACAGUUUAUCAUGGUGUUACCCGUGGGUGGACGUGCGUGGGCGCGCGCGGCGGCAGACAGCCAGGGGCCAUAAGUUCAAAGAUUCGUGCGUUAAGGUUCCUGCAGGAACUGACGGUGUUGUCGAGUACUUGUAGUCAGUGAAGCUUGAGUACAACGCCGCCAUGUUGUGCUGGAGUGAGUCAGGGGAAGACUUUAACUCAGGAACCUUUGAGACUUGUGGUCCCGGGCCGGUGAGGGCGCCGUGCAGUACUUCCUGCGUGCUGUACUACUGCGUCUCUCCUGUUCUCCCGCUGCUGCGCCUACUGCUGCUGUUUUUGUCGGUGUGGGUGCUCCCCCCCCACCCCCCGGCCAGACCCCCGUGGGCCGCCCCCUCCCCCGGGCGGCACCACCAGGAUGACUGCCAGUGGGCCCCCCCCAGUACCUUCUAGUCGAUGAAUUAAUGUUGUUGCGAGGAUGUUAUUGUGGCGAAAAGAUGGCCCGAGCUGGCCUCCUCCUCUCUCCCUCCCUCCCCUCCAUCCUUCCCUCACCCCCCCCUUCCCUCAGUGACUCUUGACAGUAAAGUGAGACACGAACCUGGGGGAACACACCUAAACAUAUAAAAGAAGCUAUAUUUUCUGCCCAGUUAUUUACUAUGUAAUUACUGUAUGUGAUUUUGAGUGACCUCAUUCUGGCUUCCAUUGAAAAAAACAAACAAAAACAAACAAAGAUUUCCAUACAAUGUGUUUGUUGUUGGUGUGACGUCAUCGACACGUCACUGAAGAGGAAAGGUUUAUCACGAGAAAGAAAGAAAAAACUAUGGAAAACUGUUAUUAAUCAGCUGAAGGGUAAAUGCCUCGACUUAGUUCAUCGCUUAUUCCACAAAGUUGUUUUUGGUUCCUCAGCUGAGACUCAAAAAGGGGAAAAGAAAUGAGAGUGUAUUAUGACUCUUACGCUACAGGAACUAAGGAGAGAUAGUAGUUGUUGUUGCUGCUUGACCACAUACGGUACAAGCAGGAGAGAGAUGGUUGGUUCUGUGUGGUUUGAUUCAAGAUGGCGUUCGUAUGUUUUGAUUCCCUAAUAGACGCCAGAAAAAUGUAAGAUCCCAUAUACAUAUAUUUAUUUAUCUCAAAAAACAGGAAAAUAUUUGAUUGUUUUUUUUUUUUUCUGGGUGUAAAUUGUCUUACACCAUUGAGGAGAAAUGUUUUGUCAUGGUUGAUAUGUGAUGAUUUGAAAGGUAAAUUAUGUACUGUAUAGUUCAUGCGAUUCGUAGCUUCUUGAACGUGAAAUAUAGUUGAAUAUAUUUCCAUUGAUUGAGAUAAAGAUUAUGUAUAUAUCAAGAAAAAUAUGAUUUUCUUUAACGAUACGAAAUAUAUAUAUAUGUAUGUAUGUAUGUAUGUAUAUGUAUAUGUUAAAGAGAAAUAAAAGAACAGUUUAUUUUAUAUGAAUGUUAUGUUUAUGUAUGACGGGGAAACAUAUUUUUGGAUACAUUGGUAUAAGAGAGAGAGAGAGAGAGAGAGAGAGAGAGAGGUAUCACUAAUAAUUAUGAUGACAUGUUAAGUAGAUAUUUUUCAUAAAUAUAUAUUAUGUUUGUCAGAGGAAAGAAUAUUUUUUUUCAUCAAUCAUCCAUAGUAGAGAAAUAUAUCUUGGCAGUGAUUCAUUAUUUUUACACGAAAUGAAAAAUACCAAAACAAAGAGAGAGAGAGAGAGAGAGAGAGAUUUGACGAGUUGAGAGAUAGAGAUAGAGCGAUAGAGCUGGGGGUUGAGAAUAUGUGAUAAGGGGUAAUGGGAGGACCAAUCUUCCACCUCCCUGUAUGAGAUAAAAGAACUCAGUCGUAAAAGUAAUGUAAAGACAAAAUGAAGGAGGUAGGGAAGUGGUGGGCGAAUUAUCCAUAUCAAUACAGUACCUAACUAACACUUCUGCUCCCUCUAUUAAACGAAAUAUUAAACAAAACAAAAAAAAAAGAUCUCACGGUAUAAAAGAAAAUCUCUCUCACUGAGGCUUUUUGCAUUAGAAAUUGUGUGAGGUCGUAUGGAGGGAGAGACACGAGGCUGGAGGAUUUCUUAUGCAUUCUGGCUGUACUGACUUGAAGGUUUGGUGGCCUCUAUGUGAGGUCGUCCUUCACUCGUGUCUCCUACUCCAACGGGUGAUAUUUUUCUUACGUGAGAUUUUUUUUUUUUUUUAGUAUUUGUUUUAUGUCACAAAAACUUUAUCUUUUUGUUUUGUAAGUGUUUGUUAUACGUGUGUGUGUGUGUCAUUAUAGUAUAUAUGUGUGUUUGGAUACGUACAUAUAUCGAUACAUAUAUACAUACAUACAUACAUACAUACAUACAUACAUAUGGGAGAGGUUGAGGAUGGGGUAGUAGGGGACAAGAAAAGGAGUAGAAAUACCUAUUUUUCUCUCUCCCUCUACACACACUCACACACACACACCAGAGUCAGUCAAGUCAGUCAGUCGCUCACCACCUCCCACUCGGUAUUUUUCUAAUAAGUAGAGAAAUUUUUUUUUAUCAUAUGAAUAAUAAACACGAAAAAUUAUUAUUAUUUUCUAGGCCAACAUGGAGAUACAAUAACCCCCCUCCCUCUCCCCUCCCCCAAUAUAUAUACACACACUAUAUAUAUAUAUAUAUUAAAGAGGCUAAUACACCCCCUUAUAUAUAUGGGCUGGGUCCCCCCUUUCCCCCCCCAAUAGCCCAGGUUUAACAGGGGUCCGAAGCAACUUUUCGCCUGUACUGCUUGUUAAUACAGAUUUAUUGGUCAGACAGAACCUGUUUAUCUUCUUGUAUAGUAAACUGUACAGAAUUUUGUCUAUGGAGAGAGGAUUACUGUGGGUGUAUAAUUCUUCCCGAUCAUAACUGCUUUGUAUGUUUCAAGUACUAUAUUGGCAGUUACUGUAUGUAUGUACAUAAGGAAAACUGAAAUAAUAACGAAAUAUGAAAAAAUAA